This is a messenger RNA of Musa acuminata subsp. malaccensis (wild Malaysian banana), 1417 nucleotides long. RefSeq names its product putrescine hydroxycinnamoyltransferase 1-like. Lineage: Eukaryota; Viridiplantae; Streptophyta; Magnoliopsida; Zingiberales; Musaceae. Gene Ontology annotation, molecular function: acyltransferase activity, transferring groups other than amino-acyl groups. The record is from RefSeq and is a predicted model, not a curated record.
AGAGAGAGAGAGAGAGAGUAAUGGAGGUAGAGAUAGUGGAGUCGAGCUUUGUCGUUCCCAGCGAAGACACCCGGAAGCACAGUAUCUGGCUCUCUAAUCUGGAUUUGUUACUCGCCCCGAGAAGUCACACGCCAACCAUCACCCUAUUUCCACACAACGGUGACCCCGACUUCUUCUCUGUGGAGAUCCUGAAAGCGGCCUUGGCCAAGGCCCUGCUCCAUUUCUACCCCUUGGCGGGCCGGGUCGCCGUCGGUGAAGACGGCCGGCUUGAGAUCCAGUGCACCGGCGAGGGUGUCCUCUUCGUAGUGGCUCGCUCGACCUGCACCUUGGAUGUCCUCAGCGACUUCACGCCGUCGAAAGAAAUGAGGCAGCUUUUCGUGCCCUCGUCCGAUGGCAAUGAUCACAUGUGCAUCAUGUUUCAGGUGACGUUCUUCGAGUGCGGUGGAGUGUGCUUGGGCAUCGCCACGCACCACGGCGUCAUGGAUGGCGUCAGCGCGCUCCAUUUCAUCAACACAUGGUCCGACAUAGCCCGAGGAGCUGAGGGCACCGUGGUGGUAUCCCAUGACCGCACCCUCCUCCGCGCUAGGUCCCCUCCGACCGUCCCCUUGGAGCACUUUGAGUACCAGUGCUGCAACCCAAGGCGUCAGCUCUCCACCACCAUGGCUGCCAAGCUCAAGUUAUCCAAAGACCAGCUCACUUCCCUCAAGACCAGCAUAGAAUUAGGCAGCGGGCGACGCAUUUCCACCUUCGAAGCAGUCACGGCGUACGUGUGGCGGUGCGCAUGUAAGGCGCGCCAACUGCAAGCAGAUCAGGAGACCCGGCUAUACUUGCCCGUUGACGUGCGUCUACGCCUGAAGCCGUCGCUUCCCCCUGGCUAUUUCGGCAAUGCCAUCGUCCGGACGUCUGUGGCCGUUGCAACCGGGGAGAUCGUAUCCAGUCCCCUGCAGCGGACCGUCGAACAAAUGCACGACGCAGUUGUCCGCGUGGACGACGAGUACAUCCGGUCUAUCAUCGACUUGCUGGAGUUGAUGAAGGAUAUCAGGGACGUGGAUUUGGGUUCAUGGCAGGAAUCACAGACCGACCUCUGGGUCGUCAGCUGGCUGCGGCUGCCGAUGUACGAGGCGGACUUUGGGUGGGGGAAACCGGCGUUCUUGGCGCGCGCGUUUGUGAACCUCAAGGGAAUGCUGUACAUAUUGCGCAGUCCAGAAGGCGAUGGGGGGAUCACGUUGAUAAUGACGAUGGAACCCGAGAACAUGCCGCGGUUCAAGAAGGUGUUCAUCCAGGAAUUGGACUGUUUGAAGCAAGCUGGUGCAUAAACCAGACUUGCAUUAUCGUGUGGAGAGCGUCGGCAGUCUUCACAUAUCCCGUUAAGAACUCGACUUUCUUUCUUUGUUUGUUUCUUCUGUAUUCUCGUACU